Salpingoeca rosetta is the source of this 657-nucleotide messenger RNA. Its product is annotated as GMFB protein. Gene Ontology annotation, molecular function: actin binding; Arp2/3 complex binding. The coding region runs from base 111 to 533 and encodes 140 amino acids. The record is from RefSeq and is a predicted model, not a curated record. Lineage: Eukaryota; Choanoflagellata; Craspedida; Salpingoecidae. Gene Ontology annotation, cellular component: actin cortical patch. Gene Ontology annotation, biological process: actin filament debranching; negative regulation of Arp2/3 complex-mediated actin nucleation. The transcript has 6 exons.
AUUCAUGCCGCUGUGAUUUUUGUGCUGUCGUAAACCCACCAUCAAAUCGCCGCCUCCACCACCAUCCAUCCACAACAGACAACAGACACACAGACAGACAAACCUUCAUCAUGGACAUUCAAUUGUGCACCAUCGAUGAUGAGCUCAAGGCUGUGCUCAAGAAGUUUCGCUUUCGCAAGGAAAAGAACAAUGCCGCCGUCAUCAUGAAGAUUGAUAUGAAGUCACGCCAGGUCGUUGUGGAGGACGAGCUGGAGGAUGUCACAAUCGAGGACGUUGCAGAGGAGCUGCCCGAAUUCAGCCCACGUUACAUCGCUUACAGCUAUUGCCACCACCACGCCGAUGGCCGCUUCAGCGUGCCCCUGAUGUUCAUCUACUACUGCCCCGGAGGUGUCAAGCCCGAUCAGAACAUGCUGUAUGCAAGCACGAAGACGGCUGUUGUCAACGAGAUCAACAUCACAAAGGUGUUUGAGGUGCGAUCGGCAGAGGAGAUGACCGAGGAGUGGAUGAAGCGCCGCCUCAACUUCUUCGACUGAAUUCAGUCAUAUGACGUCUUGUUCUGUAUGCGACACCAUAAAAAGUACAACCUUACACGCCGCCUCCACCACCUCCACCACACUGCUGAAGACGACGACGACACAGCCAGCAACAACAACGAUG